AUGUUCAACGCGUACAACGGUCAGCCGGGCAACUUUGCUGCCUGGCAGACGGGCUAUGGUAACCUGCAAGGUAACUAUAGUGCGCCAACUGUUCCAAACAGCUAUCCUCAGCCAAAUGGCUUCCAAGGACCGGAUCCUUAUGGGCAUUAUGGCGUGUACCACCCACAAGCUGGCUGGCAGGCUCCCCAUCCCAGCGAGGCGUACCAUCAUCAGCAACAGCAAGCUCUGGCGCAGCAGCAUUACAACUAUCAAUACUAUUCUGCGCCCAACCCUAGCCCACCGGAGUCGUUACCUCCCCUCCCAGAUGCCCACACAGCACAGCUGCAGCCUUCUGCAACUGUGGCGGCAGCAGCGGCCCCACAAGCGCCGGCCCCGCCGACGCCAGUGGUCGUGGACAUCACCCGAUUGAUCCGGCCGCCGCACCGGGCCACCCGGCCGCGUAAGUUGCUGCUGGUGCUGCGGGGGCUGCCUGGCAGUGGCAAGAGCACACUGGCUCGGAAGAUUCGGGAAGCGGAGCUGGAGGCGGGUGCGGAAGUGCCGCGGUUGCACAGCAUGGACGAUUACUACAUGCAGGAGAUGGAGGUUGAGGUGGUUGAGGAGGAGGGCGGACGUAAGAAGCGCCGAAAGGUGACGGAGCUCAAAUAUGUGUAUGAGCCGGAGAUGGCAGGCACAUACUUCCGGGACCUGGUUCGCGCGGUGGGGCGCUCGUGUGAGGACAGGCGGCACAGCUUUGUGGUGGUGGACGCCCCCGUGCUGCGGGCGGAGCAGCUGCGGGAGCUCAUGGCGGUGGGGCAGCGUGCAAACUUCGAAUGCUUCGCCCUGCUGCCGCUGGAGACCGACCCCGCCGUGUGCGCCAGUCCUGCUCGCAACGUGCACGGCCACUCCGCGGCAUCGCUGAAGGAGAUGGCGGACUCAUUUGAGCCGGCGCCUCCGCUGUACGCGCAGGUGAGCGCCGUGUCGAUGUUUGGCGGGCCAGUGGUUGGGGAGGAGCGUGAAGCGGAUUCCCGUGGGUCUGAGAUCCAAGAGGUUGAGAUGGACGCAGAUGACAGCGACGAGGACGCUGACGGUGGGGCUCUCGGCGCCGGCAGCGACCGGGACGAUGAGGAUGGGGGCGGGGCGGGAUCCCGGCGUCGUCGGCCCGCGAGCCGUUGGCAUGACGGUGAAGGCGACGGAGCAGCCGACGGCGCGCGGCGUCAGAGACGGACGAAGCGCGACAAGGCCAAGUUGCGUGCCAUGGCGGACAUUGACGAUAAGGGUAUCCUGUUGGGCUUGAAUGAUGCUCUGGCGGCGGAUGGCGGCGGUGACAAGGCAGCGGCAGGUCCAUUCCCUACCUCUGGGCCGCUAAAUGCCAAGCGCACAUUAGGCCCUUUGAAACCCGCCCUGCGGCGACCUCUGGCAGUGGCGAUAGCUGUGUCGGCCGCGGAGGGGAAGACUGGCAGUAGCAGCCAGCGGCGGGUAUGGUGGCCUGACAUUGGCCAGGGCAACUCAGCAACAGCCGCGGAGUCGAUCACAGCUACGAUAAAAGGGUCAUCGGAGUUGGUUCAUGUGGUGUACUUGGAGGGACUGGGGCCACCGUUGGAACGAGAGGAGCUUCCCUACGGCUACCAGCGCCGCGGUAUCUCGGCGGCCCGCGGAGAAGCAAGUCAAGGCGGUGGUGGUGGCGCUCUUGUUCCUGCUCCCCAUCCGGGCCUGGGGCCUCACUCGCAUGGCGGCAGCUUCCGCGACCAGGCGAAAGCCGAGCAUGAAUCUGAGCACGACCUCUUCCGCCGCCUGCUGCUGGGGAAGCAGGGUCCGGGUGCGACCGGCGGGAAUGCUGCGGCGGGUGGUGCCUCACAGCCAGGGCUAUUCGCGGCGCCGUUGGACGAUGACGAUGAUGACGGGCCGAACCAAUGA
This is a messenger RNA of Volvox carteri f. nagariensis, 1893 nucleotides long. RefSeq lists its product as uncharacterized. The transcript has 9 exons. NCBI's taxonomy places the organism in Eukaryota, Viridiplantae, Chlorophyta, Chlorophyceae, Chlamydomonadales, Volvocaceae. Gene Ontology annotation, cellular component: nucleus. The coding region runs from base 1 to 1893 and encodes 630 amino acids. The record is from RefSeq and is a predicted model, not a curated record. Gene Ontology annotation, biological process: regulation of telomere maintenance.